GUCGCCCUCGCCGCCAUGGCCAACAUACUCGCACUCCCGACACUCACUCACAAUGCCGAAGACCACCAUCGACAACUCCCCCGCUACGCUCAUCCGCCUCCGCACUGCCAUCCAGCAAUACCCAUGGGGCAAGCAGGGCUCCGCCUCCCUCGCUGCUCGUCUGGCGAAGAACAGCGUCGGGCCGGACUUCGCAGUCGACGAGAGCGAGAACUACGCUGAGAUCUGGAUGGGCACCCACCCCAACGGCCCCUCGCAUCUCUACGACUCCCCCGACACGUCCCUCCACUCCAUAGUCAUCUCCAACCCUACCGUACACCUUCCUCCCUCUUCCACCGCCCAGACGCAGUCCAAAGUCCCCGUGCCCGCAACCGCCUCCGACUCGCCCUCCGGCGGCGGCGGCGGGACGCACCUCCCCUUCCUCUUCAAGAUUCUCUCCAUACAAAAAGCGCUACCCCUCCAGGCCCACCCCGACAAGGGCCUUGGCGCGCAGCUCCGCAAACAGCACCCCGACCUCUCCCCGGACGCGAACCACAAGCCCGAGAUCGCGGUCGCCAUCGGAGCGCCGCUCGAGGACGCGCGCGAAGGCGAGAGUUUCACCGGCUUCGUAGGGUUCAGACCUCUCGAGGACGUCGCGGCGAGCUUUCGAGACGUGCCGGAGCUGAGGCAGGCUGUUGGCGACGACCGGGCCGUUGAUGGGUUCGUGCGUGAGCCGACGCGCGAGGGGCUGAAGCGUGUUUGGGGCGCGUUGCUGAAGAGGGGCCCGAGUGGGGAGGUCAAGCCUUUCGUGGCGAAGCUGGCUGAGCGCGUGCGGGCGGGCAAUACGAGCGGCUUGUCCGAGGAGCAGGCAUGGCUGGUCAACAAAGUCUCGAAGCAAUAUCCAGGCGAUGUGGGAGCGCUCGCGACAACGUUCUUCAUGAACUUCGCAAAACUCAAGAAGGGAGAAGCGCUCUGGAUAGGUGCAGACGAGGUGCACGCGUACCUCGAAGGAGACAUCAUCGAAUGCAUGGCCAUCUCGGACAACGUCCUCAACGCCGCCUUCUCCCCGCCCUCCGAACUCGCCGCACAGAUCCCCAUCUUCGUCGACAUGCUCACGUACACCGCGCGCCCCGCCGGGCACUGGGCGCUCCCGGCGACGCGGUACGCGCACGGGCUGCACGGGCGCACGACGGCGUACGAUCCGCCGCUCGACGAGUUUGCGGUGCUCGGGACGGCGCUUGGCAAGGGUGCUGCGAAGGAGGUGCUCAAGGUGCGCGGGCCGCUUGUGGGGAUUGUGACGAAGGGCAAGGUGGCGGUGCGGAGUGGUGGGGAGGAGAUGCUGCUGGGAGAGGGCGGGGUGGUGUAUGUCGUGCAUGGAGGAGCGGGUGAGCGAGCUGUUGAGGUCGAGCUGCGGGAGGGCGGUGCGGACGGAGACGGCGAGGUCUGGUGGGCGGUGUGUGAGUAA
This is a messenger RNA of Rhodofomes roseus, 1441 nucleotides long. RefSeq names its product RmlC-like cupin domain-containing protein. Gene Ontology annotation, biological process: GDP-mannose biosynthetic process; carbohydrate metabolic process. NCBI's taxonomy places the organism in Eukaryota, Fungi, Basidiomycota, Agaricomycetes, Polyporales, Fomitopsidaceae. The record is from RefSeq and is a predicted model, not a curated record. The transcript is spliced from 4 exons. Gene Ontology annotation, molecular function: mannose-6-phosphate isomerase activity; zinc ion binding. Bases 53 to 1441 code for a protein of 462 amino acids. Gene Ontology annotation, cellular component: cytosol.